Prorocentrum cordatum is the source of this 462-nucleotide messenger RNA. Lineage: Eukaryota; Dinophyceae; Prorocentrales; Prorocentraceae. The record is from the annotation of a GenBank genome assembly.
AGCCGUUUGGAUCAGACCUGGCACGCCCUCGCCCUGUGGCGCAGCCGCUGGCCUCGGCGAGCUUCAUCAUGGAUAGCCUGUUGUUCUCGCCGAUGGUGCGCCCAGGCAGUACAUCUACGACGACGCGAUCUUCCAAGCAAGGGCAAAGCGUAGCCUAUUGCGCCGCCGAGGCGCAGAAUCCUGCCCAGGCGCCUCUGUGUCCCCUGGGGAACGCCUUUGCGCAAGGAGAGUCAGUCUUGGCCAGCGGCGAGGUCAGCGGCCACACCAGCAUUGGGAUGUCCCCCGCGGGCGGGGUCGCCGUGAUGACCAUGCGCUCCCGAAGCCCCGCCGUGGACUGGCGCUGCAAGUCGCCGGUGAGGCAGCAGCCCCACAUGGUGGCGUGCACGAUGCCCGGGACCCCGACUGGCAAGCACCGCUACGUGCAGGUGGCGCAGUCGCACGGCUCGUUCCGCAUGGCGCAGG